GGUUGAUGGCAAGCCAUGAUGCGCUGUUCUGUUAUUCAAGAAUGAGCUUGCGAGAACCUGUUCUUCAAAUUCAAUUUUCCUCGUAUGUUGAAGGUUCUGAGACGAUGACACCAGGGAGCCAGUGCUCUGCAGCAGAGAACCCCGCCAUUUUCAGCCUCAUCUUUCAGCAUGGCUGGGGACCCCCAUCCAUUCUUUCUGUUCCGACUAUCGAGGUAGACAUUCCGGUAAUGGCCAUGAUCCAAGAUGGUCGAGCCGCUGUCUAUUGCCACAGCUAUCACCGGCUUCAUUGGUUUCGUCGUGCUGGUCAAGAACUUGAUAUCCACCAUCCUUAACGACGCUGAUGCCGUCCGCAACGAUACGGAUGGCCUCGUCGCAGCGGAGAUCCGCCUGAUAAUACUAUCGUCGCGCAUGGAAAACUGGAAAGAGUUUUGGAGAAUUCGUGAUGGAAUGCCCCUGGAGCUCUACGAUUCAUACUGGAGUCCCGAUGGACGGCAGAAGAUCCUUCAGUUGCUGAAUCUGUUACAUGGCAAGGGUGCCGACUUACAUCGCGAAUUUGAGUCUGAGUACAGAAAAGGAGGCGAUAGAAGGACAGGACGCGUGGAUCAACGCUCUGCCGAGGCCAGUGCUUAUGAUGAACAGCAGGAAAUGGAGAGGCUCCAAGCAUUCCAAAGCAUGUACAGGAGCAAGGUCAACCUCAUCCGAAGGGUCGGGAGGGCACUUUACAAAUGGCCAAGGUUUGGCAAGUCUCUCGAACUGUCGGAGAAAUGGUUAGAUUUGCUGCUUGACGCUUCGACGGAAUUCUUCAAGGUCAACAACUCCUUGGAUGAUGAAUCCGAAUGGAAGGAGAGAGUCGACAUCGUUUCGACGAGCUUUAUCCUCACCCGAGUCGCCGAUCGCUAUUCGCAUGCGUCUUCCAUACUGGGGGCGACAUUACUCGGCAUCGAAAGCCACGCUAUCGACCUCUAUCUGGACCAUCGAACUGAUCCCGCUCGCCGGAUGGAGAUUCUGUCUCUCGCCGCCCAGGAAAAUUCAAAUUCUUUCCAGUACAACUUCUGCUUGUUGUCAGUCCUAGGCUCGGACGAUAUCCCCAUCGACUUCUCAUGCAAGAUACCAUCAGAAAACCAGGAAGCCGUCCCGACCAUUGGGCGGCAGCAGCACCAGAGCUUCGACGCCGUGAUCUGUGAUUUGACCCGGCCUCCCAAUCGGGGCCAUAAUAUGUCCUUUUGGUUCCAAGCACGUCAAGGCGUCCCGGCUUUUGUCCUGGAGAGACUGGAAGGGAGAAGUGGGGUGGGAGACGAUCUGCAAAUCCAGUGCCUGAGGACGUUCAUGGCCAUCCACAAGGUCAACUACGAGGAAGAACUGCACGGACCGUUCAAGUCCGAAGAAAGGUGGAGACUCGCCUACGAGCUGGCCGAGUGGGCUCUGUUGUUCCUGAAAACAAACUGGUUUUCGAAGCUGUGUAGUUGCUGCGUCUAUCGCACCGAGACUGCUGACUUGAGAACCACGUUCCGCGCCCGGUUCGGGAAGGUCCCCCAUAUUGAUGUGGAUACCGGGGACGUUGGGAAUACACGACAGUGGUGUGAAGAGGAGAUCCGGAACAUGCAUAUACGGAGGCUAGGGGUGCUUCUGGUAGAAAUUGCUCUGGGGUUCCCGGUCCCGGACGUCGUCCUAUACCCCGUCAAGGGAAUCAUGAUCGACGAGGAGCUCGACGUCGAGAACCCCGAAAGGACAAAGGUUCUGGACAGGCGAGCUAUCAACAGAAAGAUUCGCCGAGAAAUGGGCCAGGACUACACCGACGCUAUGGAUUAUUGCCUCCAGCAAGGCAUCACUCCUGACAGGGUGAGGAUGGAAGAGCUCCAGAGCUUUCAAUCGCACGUCGUUGAACCGCUCUACUCACACUACCGUCAGCUUUCUAUCCAUGGGCCGGCGAGACGACAAGCGCGGAGAGCCGCACGAGGGCGUCAUGGGACUAUUGCCUGAGUUAUUCAUCCCCGAGAGUCUAGAAUUUGAACGCCAGACAAUCUACUGACACCGGGAGCAUGGGUCGUGGGAAGCAGAUGGUUGCUGGAACCUUCUUCGUCUAAAAAAGAAAGACCCCGUAGUACCGAAAAAAGAAGGCGGAGAACUAUACGACGCUGUCACAAAAUGACAACCAGCCUUGAUCUGGAGAGCAAGAUAUCAGGCCCAGCCCAGGUCCAGGCUCAGUCGGAGGCCGAGUCAGCUUGUCAGCUCUGUGCCAUGGCCGUCCGCACAAUGCCCGUACUUCUAGCAUGCAAGAGCAGUGGCGGACACAAAAGAUGAUAAUCUCAAUAAUGAGGAUAGCAAUGAUGAUGAC
Messenger RNA from Cladophialophora immunda, 2335 nucleotides. RefSeq lists its product as uncharacterized. The transcript has 2 exons. The record is from RefSeq and is a predicted model, not a curated record. The coding region runs from base 244 to 1980 and encodes 578 amino acids. Lineage: Eukaryota; Fungi; Ascomycota; Eurotiomycetes; Chaetothyriales; Herpotrichiellaceae.